GCGUCUCUAGACCUACCGUAAGUGUAUCUGUACUUGUGUGUGCACUGAUAACCUGAGAGUCUCUCACUCUCUGUUAAUCAGUGUGCAGCUGGUUGCCGAGACUGUCAUUAGAACUCUUGCUACAUACAGUAUGGCGUUGCUAGGGUUUGUGAUGCUACUGUGCAUCUUGGGAGCUCAGGCCACAGUGGACCUUCGACAUGCUGCUGCCAUGGCUGCAGGACUGUGUAAAACCAAACCUACUGACCUGGUGUUCAUCAUCGACAGCUCUCGGAGUGUGCGGCCCUCUGAGUUUGAGCAGGUCAAGGUGUUCCUCAACAAGAUAAUAGAGGGUCUGGAUGUGGGGCCUGAUGCCACACGCGUGGGUGUUGUGAACUAUGCCAGCAGAGUGAAGAAUGAGGUGUCACUGAAGUCCUACAAGACAAAGCCUGCACUGAUCAAGGCUGUAUCAAAGAUCGAGCCACUCUCCUCUGGCACCAUGACUGGCUUGGCCAUCCAGUUUGCCAUGAACGUGGCCUUCAGUGAGGCAGAGGGUGCACGUGUCAAAUCCUCUGAUAUCAGCAAGGUAGCAAUCAUUGUGACAGAUGGGCGGCCACAGGACAACGUGCGUGACAUUGCAGCAAAGGCACGGGAGUCAGGCAUUGAGAUAUAUGCCAUCGGUGUGGGCCGAGUGGAUAUGAACACACUGAAGCAGAUAGCCAGCGAGCCUCUGGACGAGCACACUGAUUAUGUGGAGAGCUACGGCUUCAUCGAGAAGCUCACCCAGAAGUUCCAGGAAGCCUUUUGUGUGUCCGACUUGUGCGCAACAGGUGAUCAUGACUGUGAGCACACUUGCGUCAGCGUACCUGGAUCAUUCAAGUGUGCCUGCCGAGAGGGCUACACACUCAAGGAAGAUGGCCGUUCCUGCAGUGAAUGCAGUGAUGCUGCCACAGAUGUGGUCUUCGUGAUCGAUGGAUCAAAAAGUGUGAGGCCAGAGAACUUUGAGCUGGUGAAAAAGUGGAUCAACCAGAUCGUGGACAAGCUGGACGUGUCCGAAAGAAAUACCCAUGUGGGUCUGGUGCAGUACUCUAGUGCUGUCAAGCAGGAGUUUCCUCUCGGAAAGUUCAACAACAAGAAAGACAUCAAGGAUGCUGUGAAGAAGAUGCUCUACAUGGAGCGUGGAACCAUGACUGGCCAGGCUAUCAAUUUCUUAGUGGACAAAAGCUUCAGCAGUGGGCAGGGUGCCAGGCCCGGGGCAACCAAGGUGGGCAUCGUCUUCACUGAUGGCAGGUCACAAGACUACAUUGGAGAUGCGGCAAGGAAGGCCAAGCAGAACGGCUACAAGAUGUAUGCUGUAGGAGUUGGAAACGCAGUUGAGGACGAGUUGAAAGAAAUCGCCUCUGAGCCUGAACAUUAUUUCUAUACUGCUGACUUCAAAGCCAUAAAUGAGAUUGGCAAAAAGCUGCAAAUCAACACUUGUCCAGCUGAGGAUCCCUGUGAAUGUCAGUCUCUUAUGAAGUUCCAGAAAAAAGUGGAGGAGGCACUCCAGGCAUUAACAAAGAAAUUGGAGGGAAUAACAAAGAGGAUCAUUGCUCUGGAAAACAAAAUCGUGUGAGAGAUGAGCACUCUACUUGUAACAGCCUCUCACCAUUUUCACUCACUACUGCUGAGUCACCUCCUGUGACGUCUGACUCCUCUUCCUGCCUUUUGCUUCAGUUUUCUCACAACAUCCGCUUUAAAUCACUAAAUUUCCCAGGGCUGAAGCACUGAUCAUCAGGUUGUUUUUAUUCAUACAUGAUUUCACUAUCACAGAGAAGAGAUGUUAAAUACAGAACACUCCUUGAUGGAAGUAUUAUAUUAUCUUUAAAUCUUAAUAUAGAAUAUGAGUGCUAUUGUACCAUCAGCUCAUCUAUAUGAUGAAAUUUACUUAAACUAUGCAAUUUAAAGGCCUCUACCAUCUCAAAGCAAUUUCACUCUUUUACCACAAGCUCUGUUUUUGGAAUUCUAUCUGUCACUCUUUCUUCUAUCUGUCAGUGAAACUUUUUCUUUAACUUCAACUUGUGCCCAAACAAAAAGAUAUACUGGAUUUUAUAUGGUAUAUAUAAUAUUAAUUUAAUAUAAAAUUUGACUUGAAAUACAUGUGGAUGCUUGUUUCCUUUCUGAAAAAAAAAAAAGCCCAGCAAGAGAUAUGAUAUUAAGUAAUUACAUACACUUGUAUAUACACACACA
Pangasianodon hypophthalmus (striped catfish) is the source of this 2205-nucleotide messenger RNA. RefSeq names its product matrilin 1 (gene matn1). Gene Ontology annotation, molecular function: calcium ion binding. The transcript has 8 exons. Bases 131 to 1591 code for a protein of 486 amino acids. NCBI's taxonomy places the organism in Eukaryota, Metazoa, Chordata, Actinopteri, Siluriformes, Pangasiidae. The record is from RefSeq and is a predicted model, not a curated record.